AUGGUAACGUUUUACGAUAUGCUUAUCGACUUGUUGAGUUGCCCCUGGCAUCGUAGAGAGAGAAUCCAUUCCCACCUUAUCAGCUCCUACAUUUCCGCGUGUUUUGAGAACAGGCGUCGAAAAAAAGUUGGCCUAAUUGCUGUUGCGACUUGCGGUGGUCAGCGGAGUGUCGUAGAAUUAUCUGCAAAGGAGGCGGUGAUUGGUCCCGCUGGUUCCAUGUCCUCGUAA
Messenger RNA from Nezara viridula (southern green stink bug), 228 nucleotides. The record is from the annotation of a GenBank genome assembly. NCBI's taxonomy places the organism in Eukaryota, Metazoa, Arthropoda, Insecta, Hemiptera, Pentatomidae.